Messenger RNA from Falco peregrinus (peregrine falcon), 4148 nucleotides. It is a transcript of the gene PDE6C, whose product is annotated as phosphodiesterase 6C. The record is from RefSeq and is a predicted model, not a curated record. Gene Ontology annotation, molecular function: protein binding; 3',5'-cyclic-nucleotide phosphodiesterase activity. Gene Ontology annotation, biological process: visual perception; signal transduction. Lineage: Eukaryota; Metazoa; Chordata; Aves; Falconiformes; Falconidae. The transcript is spliced from 23 exons. The coding region runs from base 204 to 2744 and encodes 846 amino acids.
CUAAUCCAGUGCCUUCUGUCAUAUCUCAAGAGUUUCAGAAGGCUUGGAAGCCACAGGGGAAGGUGAAUGUACUAUGCCAGUGAGCUAUACAAUAUGUACAAAUUACCAUUUUCUCACUAGUAUCAGGUUAGGACUUCUUGCUACCACUCCUGCUUUGGUGGUGAUGCAGUUCUAAAAGAAAUCUUAAGAACAAUCUAGCAGAAAUGGGUGAGGUAAAUAAAGAUGCCGUCGAAAAAUACUUGGAGAACAAUCCCCAGUUUGCCAAGGAGUAUUUUGACCGAAAAAUGAGGGCAGAAGUUCUGGGAAGUAUCUUUAAGGUGAGCCCUGGAGAUGUGAAGGAAGGAGUCAGCUUCAAAGAUAUGUCCCGCCUGGAGGAGUGUAACAUACUUUUUGAGCUCCUAACAGAAAUCCAGGAUGAAGAAGGCACUAUGGAAAAGACAGUGCACAAGACCCUGCAGAGGCUGGCACAGCUGCUGGCAGCUGAUCGGUGUAGUAUGUUUGUUUAUCGUUCCCGAAAUGGUAUUCCAGAGGUAGCCACCAGGCUUCUUGAUGUCACUCCAACUUCCAGGUUUGAGGACAAUUUGGUGAACCCAGACAAUGAGACUGUUUUUCCUCUGGACAUCGGGAUAGCAGGAUGGGUUGCUCACACCAAGAAGUUUUUUAAUAUACCUGAUGUGAAAAAGAACAACCAUUUUUCUGACUUUCUGGACAAAAAAACUGGUUUUACAACAAUCAGUAUGCUGGCAGUCCCAAUUUUGCAGGGUAAAGAGGUGCUUGCCGUUGUGAUGGCACUCAACAAAUUAAAUGCCCCUGAGUUCUCAAAAGAGGAUGAAGAGGUCUUUAAAAAAUACUUAAAUUUUAUAUCUUUGGUCCUACGAAACCAUCAUACAACAUAUCUCUACAAUAUUGAAUCCAGAAGAAGUCAGAUGCUUUUGUGGUCUGCCAACAAAGUAUUUGAAGAGCUAACAGAUAUAGAACGGCAGUUUCACAAAGCACUGUACACUAUUCGCAUGUGUUUGAAUUGUGAAAGAUACUCUGUUGGUCUGCUGGACAUGACAAAAGAGAAGGAAUUCUAUGAUGAGUGGCCAAUCCGGCUGGGGGAGGCAGAGCCUUACAAAGGCCCCAAGACACCAGAUGGACGAGAAGUCAACUUUUAUAAGAUUAUUGACUAUAUUUUACAUGGAAAAGAAGAAAUCAAAGUCAUUCCGUCUCCUCCAGCAGAUCACUGGUGUCUUAUCAGUGGAUUGCCAACAUAUGUAGCUGAAAAUGGCUUUAUUUGUAACAUGAUGAAUGCACGAGCAGAUGAAUAUUUCUCAUUUCAGAAAGGACCAGUGGAUGAGACUGGAUGGGUUAUCAAAAAUGUCCUGUCAUUGCCUAUUGUCAACAAAAAAGAAGAAAUUGUGGGAGUUGCAACAUUUUACAAUAGGAAAGAUGGAAAACCUUUUGACGAGUAUGAUGAACAGAUUAUUGAAACUCUCACACAGUUCCUGGGGUGGUCUGUUUUAAAUACUGACACUUAUGACAAAAUGAAUAAGCUUGAAAACAGGAAAGACAUUGCUCAGGAAAUGCUUAUGUACCAGACAAAGGCCACCCCUUCUGAAGUUGAAUCUAUACUGAAAUACAAGGAGAAAUUAAAUGUAAAUAGUAUAGAAGAAUGUGAUCAAAAGGAUCUUAUCAGGAUUUUGAAAGAAGAAUUACCUGAUCCAAAAGAUUUAGAACUGUAUGAAUUCCGCUUCAGUGACUUUCCCGUUACAGAGCAUGGCCUAAUAACUUGUGGAAUACGACUGUUCUUCGAGAUAAAUGUUGUUGAAAAGUUCAAAGUCCCAGCUGAGGUCCUUACAAGAUGGAUGUACACAGUCAGGAAGGGUUAUCGAGAUAUCACUUACCAUAACUGGCGACACGGAUUCAAUGUGGGACAAACAAUGUUUACUCUGCUGAUGACAGGCAAAAUAAAGAAAUACUAUACUGAUCUAGAAGCCUUCGCUAUGGUUGCUGCUGCUUUCUGCCAUGACAUUGAUCACAGAGGGACCAACAACUUGUAUCAAAUGAAGUCAGCUGCUCCGCUGGCAAAACUUCAUGGCUCUUCCAUUUUAGAAAGGCAUCAUCUAGAGUACAGCAAAACCCUACUGCAAGAUGAGAGUUUAAACAUCUUCCAGAACCUAAACAAGCGCCAGUUUGAAACUGUUCUACACUUAUUCGAAGUUGCAAUAAUAGCAACUGACCUGGCUUUGUAUUUCAAGAAAAGAACUAUGUUUCAAAAGAUUGUGGAUGCAAUUGAAAAAAUGGAAACAGAAGAGGAGGCAAUUAAAUAUAUAUCUAUUGACCCAACCAAAAAAGAAGUCAUCAUGGCUAUGAUGAUGACUGGAUGUGACCUGUCUGCAAUAACCAAGCCUUGGGAAGUGCAAAGUAAGGUUGCCCUCAUGGUUGCAAAUGAAUUCUGGGAGCAAGGUGACCUGGAACGAACUGUGCUACAGCAACAACCAAUUCCUAUGAUGGACAGAAACAAAGGAGAUGAACUACCUAAGCUCCAAGUUGGUUUCAUAGAUUUUGUGUGUACAUUUGUGUACAAGGAAUUCUCAAGGUUUCACAAGGAAAUUACACCUAUGUUUGAUGGUCUUCAAAACAACAGGGUGGAAUGGAAAACACGAGCUGAUGAAUAUGAAGAGAAGAUGAAAAUUAUUGAGGAACAAAAGAAAAAGGAAGAAGAAGCAGCUGCCAAAAAAGGUGGAAAGGGUCGAAAAUGACCUAGUAACAUGGUGAUCCACAGCUUUCAAAUCUGAAGAUGCAGCUGGAGGUGGUGGUGGUGGUGGAAGUGGAGAGGAUGGAAAAUCCAAAACAUGUAUACUUUUGUAAUUCUUUGUCUCAGACUGAUUCUGCUACAGAAAAGACAUCUAGAAAGAACUUCAAUGAGCCCCAGUGGAUUUCUGCUUUGCAUAGAAUAGUAUAGAUUGAUCUCUUAACAAUCCUCUUAAACUCUUGCCAUUUGUUGGAAAUAAUUUUUAAUGGAGUAAACAGUUACAAUUAAAAACUGGAAAAUUAAAAGAAAAAAUAAUGGUGCAAAAUGAGUUAAAUGCGCUAUAGUUAUUUUUUCAUGUCACUCCAUUUAUAUACAAGUAUUUUUAUUAAAAUAUGUAACUUCUGCACACUGUUCAGGAAAAAUAUAAAUAAUUUUGACAGUUCGUAUGUGAAAUUACUGAAUGAAAUCUAACAUGUACAAUUCAAAAAAAUUGCUACUUUCGUAACUUGUAUAUUUAGAUUUUUAUAUUAUGUGUAUUUCAUUAAUCUGGGAUUGUGUCCUUUUCCUUCAUUCUCAAUACUAUAUAAAGUUCUAGAGUAAACAUCUCUUUCACUUUAGGAAUGCUCAACACAAUUCCCUGGCUCAUACCUAUAGAAAGAAGGCCAAGGGUACCCAGUACUUUUUCAAAACUACCAAGGAUAAAUAUGAAUUGUAGCCAUUGCUCAGAGAAACCACUCUUUUGCCCAUAUGCAAAUAGCUCUGCCCACAGUUCCCAAACUGACCAACUUUUAAUGUAAAAAUUGAAAAAGGCAGACCAUAAACAUCAUACUUUGGGUACAAGAGUUUACUAAGAUACCUAUACCAUAUCUCUAGAGCAGGAUCUAUAUUCAAAGGCAUUUAAAAGGCUCACAUACUCCCAAUGCACAUUUUUUUAAAAAUGCAGUAAAUGAAAGUGUCUGAAAACCAAUGAACUGGCACCAAUUUAAUCUUGGGAGGGAGAGGACAGCAGAAGUAAAGCAAAUCAGAAUUCACAUUAUCUCCCUUUCUACAAACAAGAGGACAGACGGCACACAAAUUAGCUCUUCGUAAACAACAAUCUCCCUACCAAAGCCUUCAGUUCUUGAUGAAUGGCAGAGUCCACUCCAUAUCUUCCACUCAGGUCUCACGAAGCCAGCUCCUUCUGCAGAUGAAGGAACAAAAAUGGGUAGUUAUAUUAUGCACAGAUCUGAGCAUUCACUGGAACCAGUUCCAAAUCUAAAAGGAAAUAGACAUCAAAUGCAAUUCCUGCAACAAACAAGUCUGACAUGGAGACUCAAUCCUGCCACCUUUUUUCACCCCUUCAAGAAAGCAGACCCAAUCUUUUUUUUUUUUUUCUCAAAACGGCCCUUAGCAUCCACAGAGAAGGGAGAAU